This is a messenger RNA of Gracilinanus agilis (Agile Gracile Mouse Opossum), 999 nucleotides long. RefSeq names its product NACHT, LRR and PYD domains-containing protein 3-like. Gene Ontology annotation, cellular component: cytoplasm. The record is from RefSeq and is a predicted model, not a curated record. Gene Ontology annotation, biological process: regulation of inflammatory response. NCBI's taxonomy places the organism in Eukaryota, Metazoa, Chordata, Mammalia, Didelphimorphia, Didelphidae.
AUUGGGAAAACAACUUUGACCAGAAAGGUGAUGCUGGAAUGGGCAGAAGGAAACCUCUUUCAGUACAGGUUUGAUUAUGUUUUCCAUGUCAAUUGCAGAAACAUAAAUCAAUUUGGGAAGAAAGAAAUAAGUUUAGCAGAUUUGAUUGCUAAUGACUGGCCUGGUCCCCAGACUCCUUUGACUGAGAUCAUGUCCCAGCCAGAGAAACUCCUAUUCAUCACUGAAGGUUUGGAUGAACUGAAAUUCUCUUCUAUGAGCCCAGAUUAUGACCUCUGUAAAGACUGGAAGCGACGGUCUCCAGCACCUAUUCUAAUGAGCAGUUUACUGAGGAAAGCCAUGCUCCCUGAGGCCUACUUAUUAAUCACGACAAGACUCUCUGCUUUGGAGAAAUUAAAUUCCUUAUUAGAGACUCCAUACCAUGUAGAAAUCCUGGGGUUCUCUGAGGAGGAGAGAAAGGAAUAUUUCUGCAGAUUUUUCAGAGAUGAGGAUUUGGGCCAAAAGGCUUUUAGUUUGAUAGAUGAUAAUGAAAUUUUAUUCACCAUGUGCUUUGUCCCUCUGAUGAGCUGGAUUGUUUGUACUUGUCUGAAACAACAGAUGGAAAGAGGACAUGAUCUGUCACAAGUUUGUCAAACUACCACUGCCCUGUACAUGUGCUCUCUUUCCAAUUUAUUUACCCCUAGUGAAAGGAUACAUUCAAAUCAGAACCUCAAAAGUCUAUGCAGUUUGGCAGCUGAGGGAAUCUGGGAGAGGAAAAUCCUAUUUGAUGAAGAGGAUCUCAGGAGGCAUGGACUAGAGACAGCCAAAGUUUCUGCCUUUCUGGACAUGUAUAUUUUUCAGAAAGAUAGUGACUCCUGUUGUUGGGAUCUCUCCUCAGCUUUGAAGAGCAACCAAAAUUUAACUCAUUUGAACCUGGGGGGUAACGCCUUGCAUAAUAAUGGGUUAAAGCUUCUGUGUGAGGUCUUCAAGGAUCCAAACUGCAAAUUGAAGGAGAUAAAGUAA